Messenger RNA from Aspergillus nidulans FGSC A4, 1047 nucleotides. RefSeq lists its product as uncharacterized. The transcript has a single exon. The record is from RefSeq and is a predicted model, not a curated record. NCBI's taxonomy places the organism in Eukaryota, Fungi, Ascomycota, Eurotiomycetes, Eurotiales, Aspergillaceae. The coding region runs from base 1 to 1047 and encodes 348 amino acids.
AUGCAUGCUCUUAGCUGGAGGCUGGUUCUCCUUGUUUCUCUGUUCACAUCAGCGUACGCCCAUUCGUGGGUGGAACAGCUUAUGGUCAUUGCAUUAAACGGGACCUUUGUCGGUUCUCCAGGAUACCCUCGUGGAAACAUCCUCCGCUCGAGUCCUUCAUUCAGCGAUACCGCAAUGACUUACCUACUGCCACCUGAUGGCAAAGCGGAAGUCACCGAGACCGAUUAUCUCUGCAUGGACACUCAGCGGAAACAAGUUCAAACUGACGGAAGCCCACGAUUACAGGCGAGCGCAGGCGCCGCCAUUGCCCUUCGCUUUCAGGAGAAUGGCCAUGUAACACUUCCGGAAACACAGAUAGGGAAGCCCAAAAAUCGCGGUACAAUCUAUGUUUACGGAACGACAGAGCCAAAACAGGACGAAAAGCUUGUGGAUGUCCACAAGGUGUGGAAUGAGGAUGGAACCGGUGGCGAUGGGCGCGGAGUUUUGCUGGCAAAGCGGGACUACGAUGACGGGCGCUGCUACCAAGUUAAUGGUGGUGAGAUAUCUCAGAAACGACAAAAGGAGUUCCCGCACGAGGCAGACCAAUAUAUGGGAGGCGAUCUGUGGUGUCAAGCAGAUAUCGCUUUACCUAGCAACGCACCAUCCGGUAAGCCAUACACCAUCUAUUGGAUUUGGGAUUGGCCUACCGCCGCCGGCGUUGACCCCGGCUUGCCGAACGGCAAGCAGGAAAUGUAUACGACCUGCAUGGACGUGGAUGUGCUUGAUCACUCAGACAGCCGGAUGAGACAAGACGCAAAGUACGAGCAUGACCAGUCCCUGAACAGUGCGUCCAUUCCUGAGCAAUUCAACGGGAUAUUUGCGUUGCAGCCUGGCGACUCUUCUGAAGUAACGCCCACGAAACCAGCAGUGGAGACUCCUUCGAGUACUUUGAGCACUGCUCCUUCUUGGUCAGCAACGGGACGUCCAGUAGCAACAGUCACGGUGACUUCCUUCGUGACCUCUGUGCAGUUUGUUCGUCCAACCAGCAAUGCCUGGACAAGUCCAUAA